CUUGCAGCACCAGCGCUUAAAGCAACACACUAACAACACUUAUCGUAAACUAGAAAAACGAUAGACGCUUCAACAGGGAAAUCAAACGAAAGUUGCCUAAACUAUAGAGUUGGUUUGCCUUUCAAAGCCUCUUUAUAUUUGUGAAAUUAUAUUUUAUUUUCAGAUGGUACCGUUUUCCACAUUUAUUUAAAAAUCUGUGGCAUUUGGCUUUUAUUUUUAAAAAUUAUUUUGGUACUUUAUGCUUAACAAACAGGGAAAAAAAACUUUAGUUCUUCUACAAAGGUUUUAUUUUGUAAGGAGUAACCGGAAUUAUGCAUUUCUAGCUUUCUCGACUAGCCCAGUGGAGUGAUGUCGACAUUGCUUUACGUCGCAGCCGGAGCUGUUUCUUUAUAUGUGAUAGUGUAUUACGCUGUGUUCCGAGGAGUGAGAUGUGUAAGUUCAGUGAAGCUGAAGGGGAAGACGGCCAUUGUUACAGGAAGCAACACUGGCAUUGGCAAGGCCACAGCUCUGGAUCUGGCAAAGAGAGGAGCCAGGGUGAUCCUGGCUUGCCGUAACAAGGAGAAAGCUGAGGCUGCUUCUUUUGACAUCCGCAGAGAGAGUGGGAACAAUGAUGUGGUUUUUAUGCAGUUGGAUCUGGCAAGUCUAAAGUCUGUGAGCAGUUUUGCUGAAACCUUCCUGAAGACUGAACCCAGACUGGACAUUCUUAUUAACAAUGCAGUAUAUACACUGUGUUCAGGUGUGAUGGGUCCAGGACGUACUGAGGAUGGCUUUGGUCUAGCACUUGGGGUGAACCACCUGGGUCACUUCCUGCUCACCAACCUUCUCCUGGAGCGACUGCAGCAGUGUGGUCCUAGCCGUGUGAUCACUGUGGCUGCACUUUUGCACCGCUUUGGAAAGAUUGACUUCCCUCUGUUGGCUUCCAAGAAAGAUUUAGUGUCGGGUCAGUCGACCUGGCACAACUUUCAAGCCUACUGCAACAGCAAGCUGUGUAAUGUGCUCUUCACCAGGGAGCUGGCCAACAGGCUGGAGGGCACUAGUGUCACCUGCUACAGCUUGCACCCAGGAGUCAUCUACACAGAAAUAUGUCGCAGUUUGAGUUUUUGGCAGCAGCUCCUCAUCAUGCCCUUUGCCAAGCUCUUCUUCAUGGACCCAGAGGGGGGGUCCCAGACCACCCUGUACUGUGCCCUGCAGGAGGGCAUUGAGCCUCUCAGUGGACGCUACUUCUCUAACUGUGCACUGCAACAAGUGGGAGCCAAGGGACGAGAUGAUGCCCUGGCAAAGAAGCUGUGGGAGGUGAGUGAGAGGUUAACGUUUCACUGAGUGUCUAAACAAACUGAAAUGUUACUCUGCCCAGUGUGAAGAAGAAAACUAUUGUGGGUAAAUGCCCCAUCAGGACAGAAAAUGGCACAGUAAAAUGCAUUCUUGUGCUUGAAAAAGAUGGUGCUUGCAGCUUGGUGAAGCUGUUUGGUAUUAACUAGUGUUUCCCAACCAGUGUGCCGCGGCACAUAAGUGUGCCAUGAGAAAUCAUCAGGUGUGCCAUGGAAGAUUAUCCAAUUUAACCCGAUUGGUACUCUAAGUGAACGGCGUGUAGUGACAGGCAGGACAAUUACAUGCUCUUCCACUAGAGGCACUCAAUACGAAAGUACAUAGUCAUGCUGCAAGUGAGACAACUCAAAAAGGUUGGGAAACACUGAACUAGACAAUACAUUUGCACAGUUUGUACCAUCUACUUUGUCUCACAAAUUUCUGCAAACCAUGCCAUGUGUCUUGUGGAAUAGUUUCUGUUAUAGCAAAAAGGGGUUAAAAUUAAGUAAGAUAAAAAUAAAUAAAUAAAUAAAUAAACAACAAUAAUGGUGCAACACAGCUAAUAUGAUACUUUGACAGCUCUGUGCUGGGCUGCAUAGAUGUCUUUUCCCUCAAAUAUUACCCUGCCAAGUUUUGUCAAAUUCACAUCAAAAUCCCAAAGCUGCAAUCUACUCAGUACCUCAACAUGGAUUUUCUCCACCUCCAUGACAAAUGCAUUGAUUGUAGAAGUUUUUUGGUUUAGAAAUGUUGAAAUUUCAGUGUGAUUUUGCCACAGUUUGAGAUGUUCAUAGGUCCAACUUCCAUAGCUCCAACAAAAAGUAUCUGGACUUCAGUUUUUUCAGGUUUUUGUUGUUGUUGUUUUUACAUACUACUGCACUACAGUUUCUGUGAGUUGGGUCUUUAAUUUUUUAAGUUUUAGUUUUGUCUUUCACUUGUAAGUUGCUUGAUAAAUUGAAGUAAUCUGACUGUAAUCUACAGUAACUUGCAUUAAUACAUUUAUUAUACAUACAUUUACAUUAAAUUUGUUAAUAUUAAACAUGUAUUAAUAACUAGAGUGGCCUUCAUAUAAUUACAUGAGGUAAAAUGUAAUUUAAAAAUGUAAGAUUAUAUUCUCUGCUGUUAAAGAUUUGAAUGAGCCUGUUGUGUUGCACCUGUGCUAAUAAAGUUUGUUCAUCCCUGA
Messenger RNA from Lates calcarifer (barramundi perch), 2485 nucleotides. Its product is annotated as dehydrogenase/reductase SDR family member 13. NCBI's taxonomy places the organism in Eukaryota, Metazoa, Chordata, Actinopteri, Centropomidae. The transcript has 5 exons. Bases 349 to 1320 code for a protein of 323 amino acids. The record is from RefSeq and is a predicted model, not a curated record.